Ornithorhynchus anatinus (platypus) is the source of this 625-nucleotide messenger RNA. Its product is annotated as antimicrobial peptide NK-lysin-like. The record is from RefSeq and is a predicted model, not a curated record. Gene Ontology annotation, biological process: killing of cells of another organism; defense response to bacterium; antimicrobial humoral immune response mediated by antimicrobial peptide. Gene Ontology annotation, cellular component: cytolytic granule. The coding region runs from base 1 to 441 and encodes 146 amino acids. The transcript has 5 exons. Lineage: Eukaryota; Metazoa; Chordata; Mammalia; Monotremata; Ornithorhynchidae.
AUGGCGGCUUUUCUCCUGCUUCUCUCCCUGACCCUCCUGGCCAGCCCAGCCUGGGCUAGCACAGGCCUGAUCUCCAAGGAUCAUCGGCAGGAACCCACCCUCCAGAGCCAGCAGCACCAGCAAGACAGCUCCUUCUUGGAGGGAUCAGCCCAAGUGACCUGUAGCAGCUGUCAGAUCAUCAUGCAGAAACUUAAGGACAUGGUUGGGAACAACACCAAGGACAUGGAGGCGAUUAAGCGUGCGGAGAACCAGUUGUGCAAGUUUGUGAGUUUUAUCCUCCGGAAGUCCUGCCAGACUCUCAUGUUGAAAUACUUGCUCCCCAUCGCCAUUGCUGUUCGGCUGGGCAAGUCUCCCCGGGACGUCUGCGUGGGCAUCAAGUUCUGCAAGAAUAAGGAAGUAGGUUGCCAGGGAAAAGAUCUGAGAGCCCGAAUCUACCCUUGAGAAGAAGAGUCUGGAGGGAGAGUGGCCCCAGCCUGACAGAUGGUCCCUCCGGAGAUACUGAUCCUGCUCAGAAGUUUCAGCGGCUCUGUCCCUGCCCCCCCUCCCCCCCGAUCUGCCAACACCCCCACUCCAACUUGCAGCCCCUCCCCCUGGCUUUUCCAGAGAAUAAAAUGUCAUGAACGCA